AGACACCUAAAAAUAAAUAAAAAUGAAAAAAAUUAGAUAAUAUGAUAUUAAAGUGGAAUCAAAACGAUUUAAAUGUAAUAAUAAAAAAUUGUUAGUGCAGAUUUGGUGAUCGAUUUUUCGGUUUGAACGCUUUUAAGGUUUGAUUCGUGGUUAUUAAGAUCACGAUGGUACACACGCAAUAUUUGCACGUUGGGCAAAACGCCAGGAAUCGCCUUUUUGGAAUCGACCCCCAUGGCACCAACAUUCAAACCAGACUACAACUUUUAAUAUCCCAACCAAGCAAGACAUCAAGCAGUAAAAUAGCGGUUAUUAUAUUUGGGUUGGCGACCCUUAUCAUAGGAAUAGUACUUUCAUCGAUCCCAUGGUUAGAUUACAUCAUUUUAAAGCAUUUAAGGUUAUGGAAUGGUUCCCUAAGUUACCAUUACUGGCAAAAACCGGGAGUUUUACGUCUAACCAAAGUCUACAUAUUCAAUAUGACCAACCCCGAGGAAUUUUUGAAUCUGGGGGAAAAACCAAAGUUGCAAGAAGUGGGCCCUUUCGUUUACAGAGAAGAUAUGGAAAAAGUGAACGUAAAAUUCCAUGAUAACGGAACCGUAACGUUCCAACACAACAAAAUCUUAAAAUUCGUCCCAGAAAUGUCAAAACCAAAGGAUUUAAAAUUAACCGUCCCAAACAUCCCACUUUUAUCUUUAUCAACGAUGUCGAAUUCGCUUGGAUUUUUCUUACAAAAAACGAUUUCCGUCGCGUUAUCUUUCGGUCGAUACAAACCGUUCAUUAAUUUAACAGCGGAAGAAUUGGUUUUUGGGUACGAUGACACCUUGGUGACUUUGGCGCACGAAUUUUAUCCGAAACAUAAAAAACCCAACGGAAAAAUGGGGUUACUUCUGGGAAGGAACGGAACUUUGAACGAAAUCUCGACGAUUUUUACCGGAGAAACGUCAAUGGAAGAAUUCGGCUAUAUAGAUAACGUGAAUGGUUUGAGAACGUUGCCGUAUUGGAAAGACGCGCCUUGUAAUAAUAUUCGGGCGAGCGAAGGUUCGUUUUUUCCCCCGAGAUAUUUCAGCAAGGACAAAGAACAAAUUUAUUACCUGUACGAUAAAGAUGUAUGCAGAUUAAUACCAUUGCAAUACAGGAAAACGGAAGCUAAAAGUGGAAUUACAGUGGAUUUGUACACCCCGGCUGAUAAUAUGUACGAAUCUGUUGAGAAUUACCCGGAAAAUAAAUGUUUUUGCCCCGGAAAUGAAUAUUGUCCGCCUUCCGGGUUGCAAAGUAUCAUUCCUUGUCAUCACGACGCUCCUAUUUACGCUUCAUUUCCACAUUUCUACAAAGGAGACCCACAUCUUUUAGACCAAAUCCAAGGAUUAUCUCCUAGCGAAAAAGACCAUGGAUCUUACAUCAAAAUUCAACCGAAAUUAGGAGUUCCUUUGGAAGCUUUAAUCCGCCUUCAAGUCAACUUAAAAGUGGAAAGAGCUCCCAACGUUGCGGUAGUUUCAAAAUUUCCAAGCAUAAUUCUUCCAUUGAUGUGGAUUGAAGAGGGCGUAACCGAUUUAACCCCAACAAUAAAAAGAUGGAUUUAUUUAGCAACAACUUUCGCUGACGUCAUGAAUCCUUUAGCCACAUAUGGAAGUAUUUUGGUCGGGACGUGUAUUUUAGUGGGGGUCUUUAUUAAUGCAUACAAAUCGAUCAUGUUUACUAGGGAUACGAUAGAAAUGAGCAUGAGGACUUUACGAAGAGGAAGCAACUUAAUUCAAUCGAAUAAUAAUCGGUUAUUGAUCAUCAGGGAUAGUUAUACUUUAUUAAACGAUGUCCCAGAAACCCCCGAUGCAUUAGAUUCACCAGAAACAUUUAUUUGACAUCAACUUUAUAGAAUCAUUUUGCCGAUACAAUGUGAUAUAUUGUAUAAUUUUAAGUAUCAUUUAUGUCAUUCAUUUAAUAUGUAGGUACUUAAUUCUUAGAUUUACAUUCUAGUCACUUGGUGACGUUGGAAAGAUUUUUUUUUUUCAAAAAAAAAAUAUUAAGAAAGGAGGAAAAGUUUUUUUUUGACGAAUAUUGCUCAUUGUUAGAUGAUAAGGUUGUUUUUUUUUACUGGACUUUUUAUAAUAAAGCGAUUUUAAUUAAA
This is a messenger RNA of Onthophagus taurus, 2119 nucleotides long. NCBI's taxonomy places the organism in Eukaryota, Metazoa, Arthropoda, Insecta, Coleoptera, Scarabaeidae. The record is from RefSeq and is a predicted model, not a curated record.